GGACGCAGCAGCAGCAGCAGCGGGAGGAGGAGGGUGGGGUAACGCUCACAUUUGGGGCGAUUCCAGAUAAAGGGGCUGAAUCAGUGCCGGGUGCUGAGGACACAGAAGAGACCGGUCUGUGAGCUGCUCCCACCGGCACAGGGAAGAGCUGAGCUGCGGCAGGAGGACCCCAGCCCGGGAGUAGCACCGACAGUCAUAGCGGAUCGGCCGAGCCGGGACCUUCCCAAGCUGUGAAUCGCACGGAGAAGCCUGAGGGAGUUUGUGCCACUGGGGUAUCUGACAGAGCUGCGCCCCCUGCUGUCUGGAUUUGGAAUGGCCAUGUUGUGGCUGGCAGUGCUACUGACCUGCGGAGCCCCCGCUGCUCUCCUUCCAACCUCCGGGGUGGGCUGCCCGUCCCGCUGUGACCCCGCCUCCUGCGCCCCGGCCCCUACCAACUGCCCGGCGGGGGAGACGGCCCUGCGCUGUGGGUGCUGCCCGGUCUGUGCCGCCGCCGAGUGGGAGCGCUGUGGGGAGGGACCUGAGGAUCCGCUGUGCGCCUCCGGGCUGCGCUGUGUGAAGAAUGGCGGGGUGGCGAGGUGCCAGUGUCCCUCCAACCUACCGGUCUGUGGCAGCGACGGCAAAACCUACCCCAGCCUGUGCCGCCUCCAGGCCGAGAGCAAAGCGGCUCAAGGGAAGGGAUCCGCCGCUAUCAUCCCCAUCCAGAGGGGCGACUGUCAGCAAGGACAGAGGGACCCGGACAGCCCGCGCUAUAAGUACAACUUCAUCGCUGAUGUGGUGGAGAAGAUCGCCCCCGCUGUCGUCCAUAUUGAGCUCUUCCGCAUGCUCCCUUUCUUCAAGCGCGAGGUGCCGGCAGCCAGCGGCUCUGGGUUCAUCGUGUCGGAGGAUGGGCUCAUACUGACCAACGCCCAUGUCGUGACUAACAAGCAUCGGUUGAAAGUGGAACGCAGCGAUGGCUCCACCUAUGAUGCGCAGAUCAUUGACGUCGAUGAGAAGGCAGAUAUCGCCCUUAUCAAGAUCAAAGCAAAGGGGAAGUUGCCGGUUCUGCUGUUGGGUCGUUCGGAGGACCUGCGCCCGGGCGAGUUUGUAGUGGCCAUUGGGAGCCCUUUCUCCCUUCAGAACACUGUGACGACUGGGAUUGUGAGCACUGCUCAGCGUGGGGGCAAAGAGCUGGGUCUACGGAACUCUGACAUGGAUUAUAUUCAGACCGACGCCAUUAUCAAUUAUGGAAACUCUGGGGGCCCCCUCGUCAAUCUGGACGGUGAAGUGAUCGGUAUAAACACCCUGAAGGUGACGGCGGGGAUCUCCUUCGCUAUUCCGUCUGAUAAAAUCCGCAAAUUCUUGGCGGAGUCGCACAACAGGCAAUCUACAGGUCAGGGCACUAAGAAGAAGAAAUACCUGGGGAUACGGAUGAUGUCACUGAGCCAAGGGAAACUGAAGGAGCUGAAGGAGCAGGUGAAGGAUUUCCCAGAGAACACCUCAGGAGCUUAUAUAGUAGAAGUGAUCCCAGACACCCCAGCUGAAGAGGCUGGCUUGAAGGAAGGCGAUAUAAUAAUCAGCAUAGGUGGCAAGUCUGUGACCUCCAGCAGUGAUGUCAGCGACGCCAUUAAGAAAGAGGGCACCACUCUACACUUGGUGAUACGCCGUGGCAACGAGGACAUCCCCAUCUCUGUGACACCCAAGGAAAUAGAAUUUUAAUGGGAGAAAUGAGCUGGUUUCAUGCUUCUUCCUAUGAAUAAAAAACCCUUCCCUUACAAUGACUUUGCCCAUAAGAGUGUACCAUUUGUAACCCCUGGGGUAAUAAGGAGCCUUCGCUUUUGCUAUCUCAUUGCUAAUUGUCCUGCUGAUGCAGCUUGAUAAAGUCUGUUUACAGUUUUUUGUAACCAAAGCUACAAUGCGAGGUGCAUUGGACUGAGAUACCUUUCAGCCAAAACAGUUCAUGGGAAGAUAUCGUGCCACAAAGCAACUGCUAUUGCCGAAAUGUCUUGCUUUAGCUGUUGGUCAGGUUGGCAGCUUGGGUGAAAUGGUCGCUAGGGUUCCUUGUAUGUUUUUAUCCUCUGAUAUAUGAAGAUAAAGUUGCCAGGCAGACUGGGGAACAGGAAAUAAAUGCUGCAUCCUGGUUGGUGAGUGUACAUGAAUACCAGGUUAGGCAAUACAGAUUGCUUCUGAGCAAACCAGAGAUAGGACAAGUAGAAUUAUAACAGUUAAUAGGGCCAGACUUGGGGUUGCUGGGAGUAGCUUGUGGGGCUAAAAAGAAUAAAAAAAUGUGACAACUGAACUGUUUUUACCUCUUUUCCACAUUCUAUUUGUCGCUGGAACCUUAUCAGUGCACAGAGCUUUGGGCCACAGGGUUGGAGCUUGAAUGGAUGUAAUGAAACAGUUGCCCAGUAUGUAUCUAGUCGCUCUGCUACUUACUUAUGCAUACGGCAGCCUCGGGCACUGCGGGCAGACUAAUGACUGGCCAAUAAUAAUGUGCAAGUGCAGAAGUGGUGUCUCCUAACUCUGCCCCCUGCUGACCCAGUGCCAGAAUUACAGUUCAGGUUUCUCUAGGGAAGCGCUAUGAAUGCUGGGCAGAAAGUUCUAUAUUUCCCUUAUACAUUGCAACUGUAUGGGGAAACGAGGGAGCAGUGUGUUCCCCCCAAGGGGCGAGAAUCCUCUGGGGCCUUAAGUAAAGCAACACAAUCCUGGCACAGAGACAUUUUUGGCAACUUUUAAAGAUUUUGAUCUGUUACUGGAAAACUUACCUGACUUUUUGGCACAGAUUAUAGUGGCUUUUCCUCAAUAAAGCUGGGUGAAUGCAAAGCCAUAAAUUGCUAAGGUACUUUGCUUUAUACAAUGACUUCUAGUAUAUAAUAGCAUGACCUAUUCUUAUAGAAAACCUACCACCUUAAGAAAUAAUUCCAAAUCCUUUUCCAUCCUGAUAGUUGAGCAAACUAAACUUUACUUACACUAUAUAAAUUAUCUAAAUCUUGUUCCCGUCAGUCUUGCAAGUACAGUCACAGCUAGCAGGCAGCUGCCAUUUUGUAACCACUGUCAGUAAGAAAAGCUUUGUAUCAUCCCAAAAUCUUGCGCCCGAUCCACUUGCCCAUGUACAGGAUACAUAAAUGCAAUGACAUCUAGGAAGUGCUGCAUGGAAAGUGAAAGUAAUUGCCUGCCCAACCUCUAUGCCUAAGGCGGGGCAGACAAUAUAUGAUUGACAGCUCAGAUUUUUAAAUAUAUGUAUAACAGGUAUGAAUGUUCUAAUAAAGAAUUAAUUUGGG
Molecule: messenger RNA, 3257 nt
Organism: Xenopus tropicalis (tropical clawed frog)
Lineage: Eukaryota; Metazoa; Chordata; Amphibia; Anura; Pipidae
Gene: htra1
Product: htra serine peptidase 1
Biological process (GO): proteolysis
Cellular component (GO): plasma membrane; extracellular region; cytosol
Molecular function (GO): serine-type endopeptidase activity
Source: RefSeq, marked validated